AAUUCUCACUUCAUCACUCCUUCAACUCCUGAAAUCAGAAUGAAUCAAUCCGAGCAGAAUUCCUUAUCCGUGGAGAAAACUUCACAGCCUUCAUCAGGUCCCUACACACUGCCACCGCCGAUUGGUUAUCCUACUAGAGAUGCGAUGGUGGGUGAUCCUCCGGCAGCAGCAGUGGAGACCAAAUCCAAGGGCGUCGAAAAAGCAACGAAAAUUGUAGAAAAUACUGGUAAAGGUAUUGAGGCAUGUUGCGAAUGUCUCCUGUGUUGCUUAUCAUAAUCAACAGGAUGAGACUGAAGUCGUUCACGAAAUCAGAAAAACAACGUACGUAAUAUAUAGAAAUUAAAGAACCAUCCAUCAGUAUCUUAUUAUCUAUAUUAUUCGUUUGUAAGGACUCCCACGUACAUUGCAUAUUUUAAGUUUAUUUCCUUCAUUGUUUGAAAGGGAUCCAUGAUUCUUCA
Messenger RNA from Camelina sativa (false flax), 458 nucleotides. Lineage: Eukaryota; Viridiplantae; Streptophyta; Magnoliopsida; Brassicales; Brassicaceae. The record is from RefSeq and is a predicted model, not a curated record.